Messenger RNA from Diospyros lotus (date-plum), 823 nucleotides. RefSeq lists its product as uncharacterized. The transcript has a single exon. The record is from RefSeq and is a predicted model, not a curated record. Bases 95 to 571 code for a protein of 158 amino acids. NCBI's taxonomy places the organism in Eukaryota, Viridiplantae, Streptophyta, Magnoliopsida, Ericales, Ebenaceae.
UAUGUACAUAUAUAAAAGGGCCAUCUUGAGAUCGGCUCCGUAUUCUAAGUGAAAUCAUAGUUGUGAUCUUCAGGAAUUAAUUCUCCAUUCAUUGAUGGGUAAUUGCAGAUCGUGCCAGUGUCCGGCGGCAGCCACGGCAAAGCUGAUCUUUUUCGACGGCGAGCUGCAAGAGUUCUCGUCUCCGGUGAAGGUCUCCGAUGUAGUGCAACAAAACCCGGGUUCGUUUCUCUGCAACUCAGAUCAAAUGGACUUCAACGACUUCGUUUCCUCCCUGGACGACGACGAGGAGCUUCAGCCCGGCCAGCUCUACUUUGCGCUGCCGCUGCGGUGGUUGUCUCGGCCGCUGCUGGCGGAGGACAUGGCUUCUCUGGCAGUUAAAGCGAGUCUGGCUCUUGCCCGGGGUGGCUGUGGACGCAAGUACUGUACCGGAAAUUCUGGCGGCGGAAGGGUUGACGUUGAGAGAGAUGUCAAGUUCAGGCCGACGGUUGUUUCGGGUGGAGGCCGCCGACAGGGGUUGGUGAAAGCGCGUGUACUGACAAGAGAGUUGAGUAUGAUUACGGAAGAGCAGUAACAAGAAGAUGAUCAUUCGUUCAUCAACCAACGGGACGGAGGCUACAUAAAUUUUGAUUUUUAUUAUUAUUUGAUCAAAAUAUAUCUUUGAUAAGAUCCGCCAAGCGGAGAGCAAGUAAGUAUGAUGGGCUCACCGGCUCAGGGCAGGGCUCUCUCUCUCUUUCUCCCUCCGCAAUGCAAUGGUUACUCUCUGUUCUGUUCUUUAAUUUGGCUGGUAUAUAAUGGAAAAUCAUAUAUAUUAUUUUUAUAUAUA